This is a messenger RNA of Acipenser ruthenus (sterlet), 4136 nucleotides long. RefSeq names its product progressive ankylosis protein homolog B. The transcript has 12 exons. Bases 386 to 1876 code for a protein of 496 amino acids. Gene Ontology annotation, biological process: phosphate ion transmembrane transport. Lineage: Eukaryota; Metazoa; Chordata; Actinopteri; Acipenseriformes; Acipenseridae. The record is from RefSeq and is a predicted model, not a curated record. Gene Ontology annotation, cellular component: membrane. Gene Ontology annotation, molecular function: phosphate transmembrane transporter activity.
UUUAAGAGAUGACUGUCCAAGGAGAAGCGCUUACUGCAUGAUCUGUCUGAUCUGACUCAGUAGCAUCAGUCGGCUGUAAAAUGCCGGUUCUCUAAACUGCAGAAAAGAAGGACGUUGCGGCUAAAUCAUAUUGUUUUUGAAGUCUGAUUAUAUUUUUGUUCCUGCCGGUGAACAAUGGAAAAGCUGUCAGCAGAAAUUUCUGGUGUCCCUCCUCUUUUCCACUGCGGUAGAUCAUUGUUUUUGAUGCUGUUGUUGUGUAGGAGUGCAGGGAUGGACCUAAUGUUUUUGGAUUUCUGCUAGAAAACACGCAGAGGACCAGCGUUAUAUUAUUCGUUUUGCAUUGUUCAACAGCAGAUGUAUUUGGUGUUGCCAUUCAAGCAGAACUAUGGUGAAAUUGCAAGCGCUCGCACAUUACUGGCCUCUCAUCCGCUUUCUGGUCCCUCUGGCAAUUACAAAUAUAGCCAUUGACCUCGGGGAACAGGCCUUGAAUAGGGGCAUUGCAUCUGUAAAAGAAGAUGCAAUUGAGAUGCUGGCCAGUUAUGGGCUUGCCUAUUCCUUGAUGAAAUUCUUCACAGGUCCAAUGAGCGACUUCAAGAACGUAGGCCUGGUAUUUGUGAACAGCAAGCGGGACCGCACCAAGGCUGUCCUCUGUAUGGUCGCAGCGGGCACUGUGGCCAUCAUUUUUCAUACACUCAUAGCUUAUACGGACCUGGGGUAUUACAUCAUUAAUAAACUUCAUCAUGUAAAUGAUUCAGUGGGGAAUAAAACUAGAAAGGCCUUUCUGUAUUUGGCUGCCUUCCCACUGCUAGAUGCUAUGGCCUGGACUCAUGCUGGCAUUUUGCUGAAACACAAGUUCAGUUUUCUAGUGGGAUGUGCUUCUAUCUCUGAUGUCAUAGCUCAGAUUGCUUUUGUAGCCAUUUUGCUUCACAGUCAUCUGGAGUGCCUGGAGCCUCUUCUCAUCCCUAUACUGUCCCUCUAUAUGGGAGCCUUGGUGCGCUUCACCAUUGUGGGCCUCGGCUACUACAGGAACAUCCAUGACACAAUCCCUGACAGCUGUGGGCCUGAAGUUGGGGGAGAUGCCACAUUCAAAAAGAUGCUGAAUUUCUGGUGGCCAUUGGCAUUAAUCCUUGCUACCCAGAGAAUAAGCAGACCCAUUGUCAAUCUCUUUGUAUCUCGUGAUCUUAAGGGAAGCUCAGCAGCCACAGAGGCCGUAGCGGUCCUGACAGCAACAUACCCAGUGGGUCACCUGCCCUAUGGCUGGCUAACAGAGCUGAGAGCAGUCUAUCCUGCAUUUGACAAGAAUAAUCCCAGCAAUAAACUGGUGAACAGUGGAACAACUGUCACCAAAGCACACAUCAAGAAGUUCACCUUUUUCUGUCUGGCGCUCUCAGUGACGCUAUGCUUUUUGGUGUUCUGGACCCCACAUAUUUCUGAGAAGAUCCUGGUGGAUAUUAUUGGGGUGGACCUUGCUUUCGCUGAGCUCUGUGUUGUUCCUCUUCGUAUCUUCUCUUUUUUCCCAAUACCAGUCACUAUGCGAGCACACCUAACAGGCUGGUUGAUGACACUAAAGAAGACCUUUGUACUGGCCCCCAGUUCAGUCCUGCGGAUCAUUGUUCUCAUCACCAGUCUCAUUGUGCUUCCUUACAUGGGGGUUCAUGGAGCCACUCUCGGUGUCGGUUCCCUGCUAGCUGGUUUCUUGGGGGAAUCCACCAUGGUAGCAAUAGCAGCCUUCUAUGUAUAUCGGAAACAGAAGAAGAAGAAGGAGGAUAGCGAUGAUGAGACGGCAGUGGAGGGAGAAGACUCAGCUCCAAUGAAUGAAGUUGGGCCCAGGGAGGAAACUGAUGACAUUGUGGAGCUGAGGGAGGAGGACAAAUAAAGAGAGCAGACUGCAGGAACAGUCUGAACUUGCUUCUGCCACCGCCCGCUUUCUCUCCCCCAGCUCAAUGUUGCUCAAGUCCCAUUUCUGUUGUGUACAGUGGAAAUGCUUGCCAGGGAGGAUACAGCGAGGAGGCCUUUGCUUGCAUGCGAUGGCUGUGUGUUCCGUCAGUUUCCCUCGCUGAUGAGAGCCGUGAACAGGCCACGGUACACCCCCUCCCCUCAGAGUUUUGUAGCUUCCAGCGGAUACUGUCUUCUCAAGACAGAAAAGAUGAUACCUGUACCAAAGCACUGUCGUACAUCCACCUUUACCUUUCUCUUCUCUGCUGUUAUUUUGCGCUGCCAUCCUAUACUUUUAAGAAAACACAAAAGAACUGCAAGUGUAAAACUUUAUAUCAUAUCUUUAUUCAGUUGCUUGAAAAAAAGACUUCUGAUUGUGUAUGUAGAAGAAAAAAGAAAUGUAUUGAGGUCUCUAUAUAGACCUGUGCGCUUUUAUUUGCCAUAGUGCUGCUAAUUACCAGUUACGCUGUAGUUGGUAAAAAAAAAACUGGCAUAGCAGUUAGAAUGAGGCUUAUUUUUUUAUUUUUAUUUAAGUACCAAACUCAUUUUCUGAAACCAUGAGUACUUAGGGAUUUGGGAGUGCAGGGUUUGUGCUUAACUUAAAUUACAUUUAAAGGGAGUUUUUAAAUAAUAUAAUGGUUAAAAAGUUGUAAGUGUUUAAAUAUUGUUAAUGGUUUAUUUUGUAAGGGUGAGAUAUAAAUGCAAUGGCCGGGGUCAGACAGCCAAAUGUUGGCUUCUUGACUUUUUAUCAUGUUUGUCAGCACAAGUUUCUUGAAUCUGAGAAUCUAUUUUUUUAAUAGAUAUAACAUUAAGCUGUCACUCGUUAAAACACACAUUUACAGCUUAGGAAUGCCCCUGAACUCAUAAAGUAUCCAAAGCAUCUAAAUGUGCUAUUAUACACUCGUGGCAUACAAGUGUAUUUCAUAUCCCUGUGUCUACCACACACUGGGCAUUAAUGUCUAGACAUAACAUUGCUUUGGUGGUCUUAAGAGGGAAAGACUUUAUGUCCCUGUGCUUAGAAAUAAAGAGUAUAAAUGAAAACACCUUUUUCUGAUUUUAAACGGUGAUAAAGUAUGAAGUGGUAUUUUUUUUAAUGUUGAAAAUCAAGUUAUGUGCUUUAACCUAACCUGUGGACUACAGAGGAUUUAUUCAAAAAUGUUGUUUCGGGGAAUAUGGUUAGUAUUAAAAAAUCAAAAUAUUUUUCAGUUCUAAAUAUUUAUAUAAAGUAGUAGCUAACUAUGCAGAUAUAUUUGAUCAACCUGUAUACACUGGGAUAAGCCACAGCUGGAUCAACCACCGAUCCUUGGUUAACCUAAAAAAUAAGGGGGUGAGGCAUUUCAGGGUGAGUCUCUUGAUACUGUUAAAUAAUCAAACAUCCAGCUGUGCAAAUCCAUUUAAUUUGGAUUCUCUGUAGAAUUUUGCUUAAAAUUUGAUAAGGCAAUGUCUUUGAACAUAUGGGGAAAUUAUAUACAGGAAAAGAACCCAGCAAAUAGUAUGGCCCUGAAAGCAGACAGCACACAUCAGACACAGUGAGGCAGUGCACCUAGACCAUGGAAUCAUUGUCUUUAUAUAUAAUGCAGUUUUAAACUGAAAAAAUAACGGAAACAAAUACAUAAAGCAACUCAGUAGUUUUCCACUAUAUUCCUGAACUCCAGUCUGGUAGGUGACGUAAUCACACACGAAGACGUAAGGCCGAUAUACGCUCCUUGCAAAGGAGCUGGCUCUUUUUUGAGUAAGAGUAAUAAUAAUAAUAAUAAUAAUAAUAAUAAUAAUAAUAAUAAUAAUAAUAAUAAUAAUAAUAAUAAUAAACCAGUCAUAUAUGCUUGUUAAUUAACAUUACUGUUAUUUACCCUCUACACAAAAUCCAAUACAUUGCCAAACAUCGCUUUUCUUUCCUCCCUUUCCUUUACCCCAAAAAUUACCAGUAUUAGUGUCAGAUUCUCCCAUGUUUUUAAAAUAAAAUAAUUGUGUAGCUUUUAUUUUUAAAUCAGGAAAAUGUAUAUAAAAUAAUUUAGGGCUGCAACAAAGUGAACAUUUUGACCUUUGAAGGUUCGGAACACAUUACCGAAGGAAGGUUCGAACCUUCGAUGAUAUUUGCAUAAUUUACUGGUGACGUCACCAUAGCUACUUGUUUAUAUUUGAUUGAAAAUCCUAUUAUUUUACAGGUAAUCCAUAUAAAUGGAAUAAAACCUUCACCUGUA